Messenger RNA from Camelina sativa (false flax), 1571 nucleotides. RefSeq names its product lectin-like. Lineage: Eukaryota; Viridiplantae; Streptophyta; Magnoliopsida; Brassicales; Brassicaceae. The record is from RefSeq and is a predicted model, not a curated record. Gene Ontology annotation, molecular function: carbohydrate binding.
GGGAAAGUGAGAGAACGAAUCAACAUCUCUGCUUUCUCCAGAAGAUGAUAUUACUUUUGGGUCAAUUUAGCUUUAUAACGUCUUCCUCCUUCCUUCACAUAAAACAAGAACACCACAACACAAAAUAAAAAUAUUACUCUUCUUCUUGGAAAAAGGUGGAAUUCAUUCUUGAAUCCUAGAAAAUUCCAUUUAGAAGGAGAGGAGAGAGAGAGAUAGAGACAUACUAGCUCAUCUCUAUAGCCAUUAAAAUAAAUCAGAGAGUUCAAGUUUUUAAGCUAUGGCGAUGUUCAAAACCUUAUCCUUUAUGUUCCUUUUAUGCUUUGAGAUACUACAUGGAACCAUGUCUGCAGAUGUGAAUUCCACCUUUUCUUUCAAUGGGUUUGUAAAAUCUCCGAGCUUUGACAAGACUGUUGCUCUGUUCGGAGAUUCGAAGCUGGUCAAUGACAGUUCUUCGAUUCAGCUGACUGACUCAGUGAGUGGAAGUGUGGGACGAGUCUUUUACAGGCAACCCAUCAAUCUUUUCCAAGGUAAAGAGAGGACUUCGAGAUCUUUCUCGACUCACUUCUCGUUUUCUUCCAUGUCCAGUGAGAUUGGUGAUGAUGUCUUGGCUUUUCUUAUGGUUCCAACUAGUUUCGAUCUUAGUCUGUUUGGUAAGAGGGAUAACAAUUCCUCUGCUUUAGGGUUUCUAUCACAUUAUGCAAAGAACGAGACAGUUGUUGCUGUUGAGUUUGAUAUCUCCGAGAGUGGAAACUAUGCAAGAAUCUUAAUUGGUAGACCUGAAUCUGCCCAAAUUAGAAACCUUUCGUUUGUGGGUGACUUGAUGAUGAACAAUGGAGAGGCUUUGAGCUGUAUGAUUGAUUACGAGGCAAGUUCUAAGAGAAUGAUGGUUCGAUUCAGAAAAUCUGGUUCGAUAAAGCUGUUUGAUCCGUUCUUCUCUUUCUCGGUAGACUUGGCCAAGCUAUGGGAAGAUGGUCAAGUCACUGUGGGUUUAAGCUCUGCCAAUGGGAACUCUUCCAAGGCACAUUUUCUCCAUUCAUGGAGCUUUGAGAUAAGGCAUCCUCCUCCUAUGUGGAUGCAUUCAGAGCCACUUGAACCGAAUGAAGUUUCCACGGAGGAGAAAGAGGGUCGAGAGGGAAGUGAGUGUAUAUGGAAAAUGCUUGGUGCUUUGGUUUUGGGUGCAGCUUGUGGAUCUUUAGGAGCAAUAUUGGCUUUGUAUCUCUGGAAGAUAUGCCGUGUUAGGCGGUCAAUGGCGGUGGUUCCAGAGGAAUGUGCUAUUGAACAAGGCAAGAAGUAGUCACUAGUUUGGUCUUGAAAAGUUUUCCUGUGUUGUGGUGUAAAUGUAGGAUCUAUAAACUGUAGUAUCCUUCUGUUUGUCAAAAAAAACUGUAGUAUCCUUCUUUUAUGACUUUUCAUAUGUAAAAUCUAAACUGUGAGAGAUGUAAGCUUAUUGAUAUGUUGCAAAAUUAACUUAGUUGUUGAUGUUGUUCUUGAUCCAUUUGGAUUAUGAGUUGUGCAUUUAUCAUCUUUUCUGUUUCUGGAUUGCAAUGAAGAAUUAGGACCAACUUUGUCUU